Molecule: messenger RNA, 240 nt
Organism: Penicillium malachiteum
Lineage: Eukaryota; Fungi; Ascomycota; Eurotiomycetes; Eurotiales; Aspergillaceae
Exons: 3
Coding region: 1-240 (79 amino acids)
Source: RefSeq, a predicted model, not a curated record
AUGAUUCUUGCCUUGCUGAUUUUGAGUGCCAUGGCCAUCGUGGUCACUGUGACCUCUUUACCACUCAAGACAGCAAUGCUUUCCACAAAGUCAGAAGCAACUCUGCCCCAGCCUCUUCAAGGUACGAGACCCGGCGGAGUCGAGAGCAAUUACCAAGGUAUUGUAUCGCGCCCUGGCAACACAGGAAGCAUUAUAACGUAUUCUGAUAGUAUCUUUCGAUCGGAGCGCGAGACACGGUAG